Molecule: messenger RNA, 3328 nt
Organism: Delphinapterus leucas (beluga whale)
Lineage: Eukaryota; Metazoa; Chordata; Mammalia; Artiodactyla; Monodontidae
Gene: OLFML1
Product: olfactomedin like 1
Biological process (GO): signal transduction
Source: RefSeq, a predicted model, not a curated record
AUCCCCUACCCCCGCAUCCCAAAGAUACCAAAAUCCUGCGAUGCUCACCUUCCUUAUGUAAAAUGGCUUAGUACCCUUAGCCCUCCACAUCCGCAGAUACAGAGGGCUGAAUGUCAUCAAAGACAGUUCUUGGAAAUAGGAGGAAUUGUUCUUAAGGAUGAGGAGCCAUUGUCUGUGAUGAUACCAAGAGGGUGGGAAGGAACAGUUAGGGGCUGACGUCACUUGGAAGAGAGGUAGAGAGGAACAGCUAAUGGGGACAAGGACAUGCAAGGGCCACACUGGAAAAUUCUUUUAGUGUCUCUUGCAGGGACCAAAUACAAACCCAGGUCUUCUGACUCCUGGUCAGAGAUCUUUCCACUUCUCGUAGAUGCCCCAACCUUCUCCACUUUGGUAGGUGAUUGAGGAAGAACCGUGAGUAUCCUGGACCCAACCAUGGAAGAGAGGUUGAGAUAAGUAGACCUGGACAGCAAAGGCAAAAAAUUGGAAGAUUUUACAAUUGUGUCCUAAGGAUGUGAUUUAUCUUCAGCUGGACUGGGGCCUGCAGGAGUUGAGUCCUAUGUAUUGCUGGCCUGCAGCUGCAAGUGAAGGGAAUUCUGCUACUGGAGACUGAGAAAACUCAAGGACCUCCACGCUAAGGAGUUCCAUUUCCUGAUGGUUUGGCUCUGGAAAUGCCCCUGUAUCAGUAAUUGUUUGGCUCUUAAACUCUUCUGAGCGUGAAUCUCAGAUUUUUCAGCUGCCUCCCUGGGUGGCUAGACCUGUGGCCUAUUGGACCUCUCUCCCCAAGAGGCAAUGGGCCCAGUGCCCAGGCUGCUCAGAGACCGGGUAUAUCAGAGCUUUCAUUUUUCCUUGCUGUGCCUUUAAGAGCUGCAGGAAUGCAAAGAGUCUGGAGGAGGGGUGGGGUCUCCCAAAGGGAUUUCUGGGGAAAAGGAUCCCGGGAAUCUGGGCCAGAAACUAAACUGAGUGAGAGUCCAACUCUGAAAAGCUGGGGGUGGUGUGUGUGUUGGGUCAGGCCUGGGAUUGGACUGCAGAGUUCUCUAGGGAGGAAGAAAACAAAAGUAAAAAGGAAAGAGCUGGGGAGAGGGGAGAGGCCCACCCCGCCCCCUAUCCCACCCCUAUGCACACUCACCCAGGCCUGGAAGAGGGGACAGCCACUAGCCUGCAGAGGGUCCGUGUGUGUCAAAGGUGAUAGUGACAGAUGCUGGACCCAGGGAGACCUCUACCCCAAGUCGGCCUGCAGGGCCUCCGGAGACUGACUUGCCAACAGCUGGACUUGAUCACCAUCUUGCUGAGCAAGAUCACGCAUCUGAGGGAGUAACUAGCAGGCUUUGCUGUCUGGCUGUUUUUGGAGAAUUUUUCUCAGCAGCGGCUAGAAAGCAGGAGACCACCCCCUGGACCCUUGAGCCUUCUUCGAGAAGCAACAGCAGAAGAGAUUCCCACCCUGGGUGGUUUGCAGGACCAUGCUGGCUCUUAGGCGAGCUUCUGCUUUCAGCGUUCUGAUCCUCACGGCCUUUCUGCCCCUGCCGCAGUUCGCCCAGGACCCGGCCAUGGUGCACUACAUCUAUCAGCGCUUUCAAGUCUUGGAGCAAGGACUGCAGAAAUGUACCCAAGCAACGAGAGAAUACAUUCAAGAUUUCCAAGAGUUCUCGAAAAACAUAUCCGUUAUGCUGGGACGAUGUCAGACGUACACAAGUGAGUACAAGAGCGCGGUCCAUAACCUGGCCCUGAGAGUCGAACGUACCCAGCGGGAGAUUGACUACCUGGAGUACCUGCGGGAGGCUGAGGUGUGCACAGAGUCAGAGGACAAGAUGCUGGCAGAAAAGCAAGUCCAAGGAGCUGAGGAGGAGAAAAGGAUCCGAACACUGCUGAAUGCAAGCUGUGACAACAUGCUGAUGGGCAUAAAGUCUCUGAAAAUAGUGAAGAAGACAAUGGACACAGAUGGCUCUUGGAUGAAAGAUGCUGUCAGAGACUCUCCAAAAGUUUAUCUCUUAAUUGGAUCCAGAAACAACACUGUCUGGGAAUUUGCCAGCAUACGGGCAUUCAUGGAAGAUAGCACCAAGCCAGCCCCCCGGAAGGUGAUCCUAACACAUUCCUGGCAGGGGACAGGCCAAGUGAUCUACAAAGGUUUCCUAUUUUUUCACAGCCAAGGAACUCCCAAUGAGAUCAUCAAAUAUAACCUGCAGAAGAGGACCGUGGAAGACCGAAUGCUGCUCUUGGGAGGGGCAGGCAGAGCCCUGGCCUACCCGCGCUCCCCCUCGACAUACGUUGACCUGGCUGCGGAUGAGCACGGGCUCUGGGCCAUCCACUCAGGGCCAAGCACCCACGGCCAUUUGGUUCUCACGAAAAUUGAGCCUGACACACUGGGAGUGGAACACUCAUGGGACACUCCAUGCAGAAGUCAGGAUGCUGAAGCCUCAUUCCUCUUGUGUGGCGUCCUCUACGUGGUUUACAGUUCUGGUGGCCUCGGCCCGCAUCGCAUCACUUGUGUCUAUGAUCCGCUGGGCACUGUCAUUGAGGAGGAUCUGCCCAACGUGUUCUUCCCCCGGCGGUCAAGGAGUCACUCCAUGAUCCAUUACAACCCUAGAGAUAAGCAGCUCUAUGCCUGGAAUGAUGGAAACCAGAUCAUUUACAAACUCCAGACAAAGAGAAAGCAGCCUCUGCAGUGAUGCGUUGCAGCCACGAGGGAGAGCGCCAGGGAUGCUGCUCUCCAGGAGACGGAAGCCACAGCCCCUUUGCAAUACAGAAUCCCUCUAAUCGCACACAGGGAUAGGGGCUGGAAGUGGGAAUGCGCACGCGUCCUUUUCCAGAUGGUACUGCCUUCAGUAUCUUGCAAGAGCAUAGAUGAGAGUCUGUCAUUCAGGAAUUUUCAACAACUUCCAUUACCCAUCCAAACCUCCUGGAGCUCAAGGCCUUCCACAUUCAGAUCCAGUUUACUUCCAGCCUUUUCUUUUACUAGCAUUUACUCUAACUCUCCCCGCCCCCGCCCCCCAGCCAUUAGAAAUGUAAGCCACCCCCUAAUACUCCUGGCUUCUCUCCCCUCUGGCCUUUGCCCAAAUCUCUUUCCUCUUUCACAAAUGCCUACUGAUAUUCUUCCAUUAUUCACUGCCCAAAUAAAGUACUAUUUCUUAUUGAUGUUUAAUCUCGGUUUCCCCUGGUUCUGCCCCUUCACCAAGCCAGGUGGAUGUCAUAAUAAAGUGAAAACAUUACCAUUUGAAUACCAGUUUCCAGUUACAAAGUGUCUGCACCCAUGUUACAAGUCGUCUCACUCUUAUGAGAUAGUCAGGACAAGUCUUUAUAGAGGAGGAGGGUUCAGGUGGGCCAUUCAAAGUAC